Rotaria sordida is the source of this 261-nucleotide messenger RNA. The record is from the annotation of a GenBank genome assembly. Lineage: Eukaryota; Metazoa; Rotifera; Eurotatoria; Philodinida; Philodinidae.
AUGAAUAAGUACAAUUAUUCUGAUGGAUUUAGUUUAUCUGAACAAGAUGCUAAUGAAUUAGCUUCACGAUUACAAGUAGGCAAAUCAAUUAUUACUUUCAAUGCGCAACGACUUCGUAGCAUCUGUCAUACUCUUCUUGCAUUCCAUGAAUCAUUUCGACGAUAUGUUCUAUGUAAGAGUGAUGUUGCUCUAAAAGAACCAACACCUAAUUCGAAACAAAUGGCUAUGGCAUUGGAAUUCUAUUUACAAAUCGACGAUUAG